This is a messenger RNA of Zootermopsis nevadensis, 11895 nucleotides long. RefSeq lists its product as uncharacterized. The record is from RefSeq and is a predicted model, not a curated record. Lineage: Eukaryota; Metazoa; Arthropoda; Insecta; Blattodea; Termopsidae. Gene Ontology annotation, biological process: regulation of transcription by RNA polymerase II. Gene Ontology annotation, cellular component: nucleus. Gene Ontology annotation, molecular function: transcription cis-regulatory region binding.
AAAGCAUCAUGGGUAGAAAACACAGUAUCGGUGACGUCACAUAAUUAGAGUAAAUACAAAGUAGACUGAUGUGCUUGUGGCGUGCUGUGUGUGAGCUCAGUGAUUUCUUUCGAUUUUAUAAUGGAUACUAAUUACAUACAGCUAAUUGGUGCACCAUGUGGACACCAUGGACAAUAUACAUUCUACAAAGGUUUUAAGUAUAAAAAGAAUGGAAGACAUAAAAUAUUAUCUCUGAGUGAUUUUUUCUUCGUCAAAUUAUGGAGUGAUUCAGACUUAAUUAGCAUUGGAGAAUUGCAACUUUUGUGGAUAGACAAAAAUAGCGAACAAGUGUUGUCAAGUUUGCGAUUAUAUUUUCUACCAGAAAACACACCUGAAGGGAGGAAUGAUGAUCAUGGAGAGGACGAGGUUCUGGCGAUCUCCGAGAAGGUUGUUUUGCGGGUUGAGGACUUGCUGGAUCGGAUCGUGGAAGAUGUCUCGUGGUGCCGGGGUCUUGAGGCUGUGUGGGAGGGAGAAUGUCUGCUCCAGACAUCCAUCAGCGAGGACAUAAAGUCACACAGCAAGAUGCUAAUCGACAGUGCCCUAGACUUCCAGGACAUCCUUAAAGAAAGGGAACAAAUAGCUGAUGACUUCGACCCAGAAGUUUCCGCGGUAGUGGUGCUUAGUUUCCCGAGGUACUGUCGAUACCGAGGUGUCGUGAAGAGACUUGAAGGCGUCGCCAACAAGUGGCUUAAGAACACUCUGGUAGUGGCCCUAGGGGGCUUCGUGGUGCCCUGUCGUAACACCCACAUCCUCUUCUGCAAAGAUACCUUCGAUUACCCCGACCUAGAGGGCCACGAACUGCUCUGCAACCACCUUGCUCCAAAUCUGAAAGGACGGCCUCGGAGGAAACGUAAAAAGCGAAGUUUGUCUCCUGGAGGUUCAGAAUCCAAUGAGUCUGAAGAAUCCUCUUUGUCAACUGUGUCCUCCACCAUAAAGAGCAAACCAGCAGUCAGUGGUGGUGGAAGAAAUGGCCUACGUUGCAACAAUUUGGUCCAGCCGAGACGAAGCAGCAGAGUAAAUGCUAGUCCUGAGGAGAAGGAAUUCUUAGUGAAGUUGCAUCGAUUUAUGAAGAUGAGGCAGACACCAAUAGGAAGAGUUCCUCAUCUAGGGUUUAAAGAAAUUGACUUGUUUGCAUUCUUCAGUAAAGUUCAAAAGUUAGGUGGCUACAAUGUUGUCACAGCCAAUCGCAUGUGGAAGCCUAUUUAUGAUGACCUAGGAGGGCAUCAGGGUAGUACUAGUGCUGCCACCUGCACACGACGACAUUAUGAACGAUUGUUGCUUCCAUAUGAGCGGAGUGUGAAGAAUGAUGAAGUCAAGGAACGACGCCGUUCAAAGUCUAUCAAAUGUGAAAAUGAUAAAAUACCAGGAACACAUGAACAGGUGGAGCGUCAUGUGAAAUCACCUUCUUGUACUGUAACAUCAGCUCAGGACAAUAAGAUUGCUGUACCUAGUGGAGGCCAAAUGGACAAGGCCAUUGUUCUUGAAGGCAAGACUUCGUCCUUACGAAGUGUUAGAACAAAAUCAGACAAGACUGUACAAGAUUCAGCAGUCUCUCAACGUCCUAAAGACAAAGAAAAUAUUCCUGUGUCAAAUUUAACGGAUGGAUUGGUAGUAGAAGUGAAACAGGAGCCAUCAAGUGAAGGAAGUGCAAAUGAGAAACCUACACCUGAGUUGAUAGACCUUGUUUCUGAACAAGAUUCAUCUGCAAAAGUCAUCAAAACAUCACCUGUACCUGCACUCAAGAAGCGCAAAUUAGAGAUCCUUAAAGAAGGUGGGCUGGAAGUGACUGCCAUAACACCACCAGCAAUGGCUUCAGCAGCUUCAAUAGGGUCAGUUACCAUUACUGCAGACAGACGGCCAUCCGUCAUUCAGCAUGCUGCUCCAGUCCAAAGUCCUGUCCUGGGACAGGUUUCCAUCACUGUGACUCCUGAUGUAACCCACAUGUUAGGGUCACCUCCAACAGAGUCAAACUCAGCUGCUUCAACUCCUUCCCCAACUGCUGACUGUGAGCCACCCAUUCUUCAUCAUUCACAAGUCAUUGUACAUGACUUGAAACAUCCAGCCCUGCAGCAUUUGUAUACUGGAAGCCUGUCACAAGUCCAUUCUUCAACCCCUAGUCCUAGCAGUACUGCUGAUGAGUGGGUACCACCAAGAGUAACUCAGUCACGCUCCAUAUAUGCCCACUCAGAGUCCACUGUAUAUGGAAAUCCAAAAGAUAGUAUUGAAUCACCACUGAAUUUAUUGUAUUCCAGGCGGAGCGUUGUUAAAUCUGUGCCCUCAGGUGGUGAAGUCCUGGAUCUGCGGGUUUCUCAUCCUCGUAAACCUACAGUAAGCAUAAGCCGUGUAACAAGUGUUGUUCCUCCUCAUGUUAGUGCAAGAAAUCCCAUCAGAUCAGCUCACAAAACCAAUGGUGUAUCUCCAUUCCCCAUUGUAGAUGGACGAGCAGUGGUAGGCUCUAACUUGGAAAUAACAGUUGUGGAUGUUCCAAAACCAUCACCUACAUUGCAACAGAGACAGCAACAAAUGCUACUACAACAACAGAGGACCUUGCAGCACCACAGGAAGUCUCUCAGCAUCAGACCUGCACCAUCAAAUCGUCCUGUUUCCAGAAAUGAGAAUGGGAAGCACAACUCUCUUUCGAUUACGCACAUCCCCCCCCAGCGGAAUAGCAGUCAUACCAGUAGCAGUGCUCAGCUUGUGAUUCCAAACCCGUACCUGUCAUCCACCUCAGUAAGCGUUCGCAAAACCAUAACAAGUGAUGGGUCACGAUCCCGACAACAGAAACCAAGCACCAAUCCUCCAUCACCUCAGUGUGCUACCCCCACUUCAAGCUCAAUGUCUUACCUUCCUACAGGCUCCCCUGUUUUUCCUGGUUAUCUCCCUCAGCUGUCACCAAUAUCUGGAAGUGGUGGAGGAAGUUCUGCAUCAAAGAGUCCAUCCCCAUAUCACCUUCCCUUGCUGGAUCCAAUGUAUUACUCAGCACUAUAUGGUUCACAUGGGCUUUAUCCUCCCAAUGUGGCUGCUGCCUUCCUUUCUCCGCUGCAGGUGGCAGCAGCUCCACCCUUAUUUGCACCAUCUGCAGAACAGCUGCAGCUGUACAAAGACUUGAUGAGCCAUCACAACAAUCUGCGGUAUGCUCAGCCUGGAGGCAGCUUCUUGGGUCUGCCACGGGAUGGGUCUACAUCAAUAACACCUGUCGGCCAGCCAACACCCACAACAAAGUGAAAAUAUACAAAUAAUAGUUUUAAUAAUUGUAAGUAACAGCAGACCAUAUAUGUUAAGAUCUGUAACAGUCAACAGUAACACAAACUGCUAGUAACAAUAGUGAACCAGGCCUACAGCUACAACAUUGAGUUCAUUGUGCCAUACAGUAUUUUCAUCUGAAAACAGUGACCCUCUUCCAAUAUUUAUCUAUUUUUGUGAUAGUCCACAGCUGCUGUGUGUAAAUAUUUUCAACAUCUUGUAGCAUAACACUGUAAAUGUAUGUCAUAUUUCUUCUUAUUGAUGUCUGAUGGUGUGUUUGAUACCAAAAGUAGAAAGUAAAAUGUACAUAAAACAUUGUAUAAAUGUGUAUCAUAUAAUAAAAGAACAAGGCCUGAAGGGGUACAAGCUGGAUAAAAAUUGAAUAGAUACAAAGAGCACACAAAGUUCAUUAGAUUUGAAACUUGGCAAUAAGAAAAUUGCAGUCUGUGAUUCAUAUUUUCUUUAUGACCGUGCUACAUGAGCAGAGUUAUGUUAUUACCUUGUUGUACUGUAUAAUAGCAUAAUCUGUUCCACCAAGUUAUCAUCAGUUAUUAGAAAGGAAAAAUAAUAGACAGAGGAAAUAAUUUAACCCUUUGCGGUCCCUUUUAAAUACCAUUACAGCUCUUUGCUGGUCUAUUUAAAUACCACUAAGCUAUGUAAAUUCAGCUACUGUUAUGAACUGAUUUAAUUUUCUUUUAUAACUUGCAUGAAGCAGAAGAAACUUUGCUAAAUAUGGUGAAAAUAUGUUCUGAAAGGAUCACAGUUCCUACUGUUUAAAUACCGACUGUGAAAUAUUUUUCACAGACUGUACCAUUAUCGCUAGUGAGAUGUGUAGUAAUGGUGCCUUUCUGCUUGCUGUCAUUCGGUAGUGAAUAAAGCAAGACCAAGUCCAUAGAUAUGACUUUGGCGACAUCUUAACAUUGCAUUGGAUUUCAUAAUCUUAGAGCAAUGCUUCCUUUCAAGCUUUUUGUGUUCGUAAGUUCUAGAUCAAGUUCAACACCAUAAAAUUGAAACAGAAUGCAAAGUGUAACAGAUGAAGUCACUAUACAUAAAGAAUGCUUGAUAAGAAGAAAAUGAAUGUGCCUAUAUCAGUGGCAGAUUGCUCUAUGCAUCAAAUAUAAUUUAAAAAAUUAGAAUUUCUUACUAGGAAGAUGAGAUAUUUGUUUUAUAAAUUUAUCAGAUAUAAAAUACUUCUAUUCUAAGUAAAUAUGACAGCAGAAUACCUAACAGUAUUUCUUCACUGUAUGAUAUAUGGCAAAACACUCAGGGUAGAGUCGUUGCUUCCUCGGCCAUGUGUCACAAUAAAACAUUGUUUCCCUCCUGCCUCCAUUCAUUAUUAUAAGGUUCACAAAGUAUCACCAGGAAAACUUUGAUAGCACUAGUGCACAGAUGAAGGCUUAAAUAAUAUGCUGCUAUCCUCAGCUCGACUCCAGAUCACGUAUAAAAUUCGUAAAACACAUGGCGAACUCGGUCUGACAUUGGACCGGAUCUCGGAUUUUUCAAUAUCGGACUCAGUCCGACAUAGGACCGCAAAGGGUUAAGCCAUACUCAGCACACUGACUUUGUUUUCCAAUGUUUUAUUAAAGUGUUUCUCAGUAUUCCUUCAGUAGUUAUGUAUGUCCUAGAAAGUGUUCCUGUUUCUCCUCAACCUCCACAUAUACUUCUUAGUCAUAUUUCUGAAGACAUUUUCGUACUGAAGUCCUUAGUCACUGUAACAUUCCUGAAGUCAUAACAUUGAUUCAGGUGAGGAGAAAUUCAGUUUGCCUUGUAACUUAACAGUGUGGAAAUGGUGAGAUUUUAGAUUCUCAUAGUGGGAAGCAUGAUGAUGACUGUCUUAUGGGAUGUUUCAUCAUGUAGUCUUUUAGAAGUUUACCAACUCUGAUGGUGGAGGCAGUGACCACCUCUGAAAUUUCACUAAACUUCCAGCAGACAACAUGGCACCACAUCCCAUUAUGGAAGUAAUUUUUAUACUGUGAGCUUGGGUAUGAUUUGAAAUGCUAUGCAUGUCUGAAAACAGCCCAGCAUACUAUUAACAUUUUCUCUUCUAGUACCCUACCUGCCAUCAAAGUAUGGCUCUUGAAUCAAACAUAUACAUAAUUAUAACAUAGUUCUUGAAUUUGGAAGUGUUCACUAAUUUAAGUAGAGUGCCUAAUAUUAAAUUAUGAGAAGAAUCAAAACAUAAGCAUAUUAGCACUGUCAGAAAUGUCAGAUGAACAGUACUUAGUUGUCUGCUAUUUACAAUUGCUUUCAGUAAUUGGUCUUGUGGUUUGUAAUAUCCUGCAGACUUUGGGUUAAUACCAGUGUUUUGUAAUGACAUCUCCAAAACAUUAGUAUCUGCUUAAAAGUCCACUUGGCAAUACAACCCAGAAGACCAUCAUUGACAUCUUCACUGUAAGAACAUCAAAUCCUACAUUUUCUGUGUUUGCACCUAACUACAGUUUUAAACCAGGCUGCUGUUUUAGCUGCAUCAUUAAAAUGGAACUUAUGAUUUUAUUACAAAACUGUAGUAAUACUUGGAUAUAAUUUGAGCCCAAAAUACAAUUCUAGCCACUGCGUUCAAUGGAACAUUAUGAUUGUAUCACAAAGGUGUGACUAAAAUUUGAGCCUCCUUAUCAGUGCUUAAAAAUUAAAAUGUGUCUGCUACACAGCAAAUAAAUUAGCACUAAAUUGUUGAUAAUUCAGUAUAUGUUACAGUAAAGAAAACCACAGAAUUCUAUUAAAUUAAACUUUGAUAAAACUGGCUUUUCAUUUCUUGUGCCUUUUAAAAGAAGUGGCAGGUGGUGUUUUUAUGACAAACUGAGUUAUAUUGAUUGGUUAUUAGUGAGAUUUGUAUGUGUUAUUCAGCAUCAGAACUAUGUUUAAUGGAUGACAUCAUAACCUCAUCUGAACCACCUGUAAGAUUAACUGCAGUAUUUGAGAAAUACUUAUUUAUACUGCUUAACCUUCUUGAAACUUACAUGCUUGAAAAGGAAAAUAAGUUAAUGCAAACAACAACAGAGUACCAAUAACACAAUAACAAGCAUCUCAAAAAAUUAGAUCUUUCCAAUAAUAAGUUUGUAAGAAAAUAAAAUCAUACUAAUGUUUUAUGAAGAACUUUCUAAUUCACAUGAUUUUAUUAUAAUGGAACAGUUGCUUAUUAUAUAUGUAUGCUAUUUAAUUUUUAUAAAUAAGACAGUUUAGUCUCAGAAAAAAUCAUGUAGAUAUUUAAUAAAAAAUGUCAGUUGCAUAAUUUGCAGACAGCCUGCUAUUUUCUUUUGUCAUGGUAGGCUAAACUUAUGGAUAUUUUAAACUACUGUUAGCAACUCAAGAGUGUGUUUGGACAUCCCUGUGAACUUCCUUCAUUUACCUGAUUGAGAAACACUUUUCUUUGUGAAGGAUUUUUGCUCAAGUCUAAUUUAAUUUUUCAUCCAGUACAUGGCUGUACUCUAUGGUCACAUUACAGUUACUGUGCUCUUGAAUUGUUUAGUUGUGACUAAUUGUCAUAUUACGUAAUUAUAACCUGUGAGAUUUUUGUUUCACAUAUGUUUGGCAGGUUCAGUAUUUAUCCAUGGUAGAUACUGGACAUGAUUAUGGAAAGCAGGUGUGUAACUUAAUAUUUGAGGUUAUUAUGUCAGUGCAGAUGAUGCUUGUCUUCUGGUUAGCAACGUCAUGGACACUUCAGUCCUGAAGGUAGAAACAUGUUUCUCAGAAAUGUUGGUAUCUGCCUAUAUGUUCACAUGUGAUUUCUGCCUAGAAGACCAACAUCAACAGAUUUAUGACAUUUAUUUUUGUGUUCAAAUGCAGACAUACAAGAGAAUAAUAAUACUGGUUUGUGCCAGGUGCUGACAGAAUUAAUCAAUAUUUGAAUGACUGCUUUCACCCAAAUAUAAGGCAAGAUAUGUAUAUAUUAUAAAACUUACCAUACAGUUUGAACUGGAUUAUAAUUAUACAAAGAAAAUGGAGUGGCUUUUAAGAAUUAGCUUUGGCGACUUAAGCAAAGUUGGUUGUGCCUUUCUCUGAUUUAUAAUACUACAUACUAUGUUUUGUGGUAUAUUGGGCAUUUGUGUUUGGCAAUAUAUGAUCUCCAAAUAUAUAUGUGGAAUAUAUUUUUUGGUCUCCCCUCCAGUACAAUAUUUUUGUCUUCUGUAUUCAUGUACAAAACAAUAACACUAGAAACAGAAAGAUGAUAAUAUCAGCAAUCAUGCCAUACUUGUGACAUUUUGAGUGUAGGAGGAGGGGGAGGACAACAGAGGGGAGCAAUGUGUCCUUUUAUAGUAAAAUAAUUAAAACAACAUAUGUAUGUUAUCUUAACUUUCUUCUAAAUUUUAUGUCCUCUGUGUUUGUUAUAUCUUGUUUUUAAAAUUGAUUUUUGGUACAGAUACAGUAAGCUGAUUUGUAAUACCUGUCAGACAUCCAUAAUUUAGCACCAGUUCUGUUACCUCUUUGAUAGGUCUGUGAAAUUAUUCUGCGUGAAACUGACUGUAAAAUUAAGACAUGAAGGGUGAAUAAACGUUAUGAAAGCGUACUUAACCACAGUAAGGGAUCAGACGAUUUGUCAUAGAAGAUUGUUAUUACUCUAUUUGGUUGUUGCCGUGAUAGGUGCACCAUCCAUUUUGUGUUAUCCAAUUUGUAUAUUGUUAUCAAACAUGUUAACCUAGAGCUAUGGAAUUUAAUAUCUGAACUUAGGAGUGAAUGGACUGUUUGCAUUGACAGAAGUUUGUCAUUUGUGGUGUAAAGUUUUGGGAUCAAAGAUUGUUCUGCAUUAUACUUGAAUUGCCAUAGUUGCAGUUGGGGCUGUGUCCUUUAUUCACCACUGCUCAAACACUGAGAUGCACCAGUUUUUAUUGAAUAACUGAGUAGAAAGUACCUCCCUCCCAGUCAAAUUAUCCUGAGUUUGAAACAGGCUGGGACCUGUACACAUUUGCCUCCCUUCUCUUCCUUCAGACAACAUUUAAACUUUAUUAAUGUGGGAAAUAGUGGGUUCACACCAUGUCUCAUGGCCAGUAUUAUGCAAUAGGGCCCUUAUACCAGGUUUUAUCUCCAUUGUCACCUACCCAUAGGCAUUAAACUUAAUUCCACCCUGUGAGUGCCCAUCUUUUGGUCCUGGUCUGUAACUCUUGUCAAGGAGACUGAAUCAAGUUCAGAUGGCCAUAAUUGGAGGAAUUAAUAUAAGGUUUUGGAAGUUCUGAUUAGUAGAGUCAAGGUGAUGUAUACAUAUGUUUCAGAAUUUUUAUUUUGGUAAUAAAAUGAGAAUUUGUGUAUGUUUCUGUGCUCAUACCUUACAUUUUGCAGACUUCACUACAGUGCUUGUAGGUGUUACAAUAGAUAAAAAUAGCUCUGUGGGAGGGUGUGUUGUCCCACUUUGUAGAGUCAUUUGUUUACCAGUUGCUGUAUCUUCCACUCUCACCAAUAUGACAAAUACUAAAUAAUCAGUUUAGUCUCAAUUUCAAAGAAAUUAUGAUUUUCCCAAUAUUUCAUACUUUAUUUACUGAUAGUAUGGUUUAUAUUUUCAAGUCAAACUGCUUUUUCAAUAUAUUUGUUUAGGGGUUAUGAAUAUCUACCUGUUUAUAAGAGUAAUGACUACCCCUGGGGCCCACAAAUUUACUUUUCGAAUGUAUAUUGGAGGCUCAUUCCCCAGUGGUAAAACACUAACAACUCACCUACAUUUGGUAGUGCUAAGGUUUAGAGUGCAUGGAACUAUAGAUUCACUUCCCUUAUAUCUUGAUGUUUUGUUGCUUAAUUAAACAUAGAGAUAACUUUGCUGUUAUCUUUAAUAAUUUUUGCAUCACAUAGUUGGUACAAUUUUUUAACAUUGUUUGACUUAAUGCUUAUGUGUGGACACUAUAUAGAUGUAUAAUCUGGUGGAAAAACUUCUUGGAAGGUACCUACUGUAAAGAUUCAAGAUGGAGAUGGGAGGGGGAAUAUGACAAUGGAUUUUGAGGAAAUAAAUUUUAAUUGUUAAAGUGCAUUGAACUAAACUGAUCAGGCAGUAAUACUAGUAUUAAAUUAUUAUAAUUAAUGGUAGUAUCUUCUCUUGCUGUUCUUAAAAACUUCAUGUGAAACAUUUCACAUGGCAUGCAUUAAAUGGUGGAGAAUGUUUUGCACAAACAUUUUCAUAUGUAAAACUUAUAAUUGGUAAAAAUAAAAUCUGAUCCAUUAAGGUUCAAGAUUUCCAUGUGAAGCAGUGCAGUUACACAGCUCUGAAGAAUACUGUGUGGGCAUGUUCUUUGUGAUCAGCAGUACAUACUAGUUUGCAACAAAGGGUCGUGAUCACUAACGGGUUAUAGCAAAGAAUGCAGGCUUUUUAUGUUCAUGUGCACUUCCAUAUUAUAGAAAUUGUUGCAUGUCAGUAAUAUCCAGUAUGACAUAUCAUAAAAUUUUGUGAAGAAACACUUGUUAUAUAUUUGAGAUAUUACUAGUGACAGAACAAAUUAAAGUUUUUUGUGUCUGCUAAUAACAAUUUAUAAUUAUAAAUGAAAUUAUCAUCAUUCGUUCAUAAAGCUGGCCGUUAGGUUGGCUCGUUUUGGUCACAGCACUCGUGUCAUUCAGUAGUCUUUUAAGAGGGCAUUGAAAUCAUUGUCUUCCUUUUGGAGGGUAUUUUGAAUUUGUUUUUGGAUUGUGUGGUCUUCCAUAAAUUAAAUACCCAUCAAAAAUUACUUUCAAUGGUCUUUAAUCCACAAACAGUACACUGUUUGCCUUAUAUUUGGAGUGACUUUGAUAAAUACAUUCUCUGAAUUACAAUUUAUUAUAUGUUCAUACUUUCCAUAGUGAUUCAGUACAUCUUUAUUCAUACCUCUGAAUUUAAAGCAUAGUCAUUUACCAUUGCAUAUAUUAAUUUAUUAUGUCAUCUUCCAAAUGCUAUUCACCAUUAGUCAUUAUUUCCAGUAACUGUUGUCAUGUCUUCCCUAUUAUUCAUUCUCUAUCUGGAUAAGCUGAACACCUUUACCAUUAACAUCUGACCUACGAGUGAACAGUAUCAGACAUGGAAGAUAAAGGUUAAGGGUAUACUUUUAGUUGUUGUUUUUUACUAUUUUAUUCUUUUGUUACAUAACAUUUCAAAAACUGUAAAAGGAGUUGGUGAUGUAUUUAAAACAAAGCAGAAAGAAUCAGUUUACUUUUCCAAUAUAACCACUUACAUUAGACAAACCAUAUUUUAAGUGUUAGGUACAGGAAAGGUACAAACAUAAGACUUCCAUUUGUUUUCUGAAAAGAUAGGCUGGCUUCCAUGUUAUAAUUAGUCUGCUGUGGUUAUUAGAAGCUUCAGUGAACUUCUGUUUGAAGAGUUGGUGUUUAUUAUGUUUACAUUAAAAUAUUAGAUUUUGUGUAAGUAAAACAUUCUGAUAUAGCACGCACACUCAUAUAAACAGUAAUGAUCAGGAUAUCUGAAAUGAGUUCUGUUGUUAUUUGUUCUUUUGUUUAUUUUGAAUGUGAAGAACAAUUCCCUGUAGGUAGAUGUGGAAUGAAUGAAGCUUGAAUUUGUUGAAAUGAGUUGGAAAAUAUUUUAUACUUCUAUAUGUAUGUACUGCUUGUUUGGGCAUUUGCAUUUAUAAAUUGUUUAAUCAUUUUAGCUAAAUGCCAAAGAAAGUGAUUUUGUGAUGAAGUAGUUUUUUAUGUGCCAGUUUGAAUGUGCUGUUCUUUAGUAUGUGUAAAAUUUGUUUUGUUUUUUAAAUGUUUAACUGUUAAAAGUAUUAUAAUUCAUCUUUAUAUAUCAACCAGAUGAUAUAAUGCAUUCUUGAAAAGUAAACUUGGCUGCAUCUGAUUUGUGUUCAGAGAUGUAGAUAAUAGAACAUGUGCAUUUCUCGUAUGUGUGACAGACAAGCAUGCUGCUCCAAACUUCAUAGUGCAUUUCAAAAAUAAGAGUAAUUUAUAAUUAGUUUAAAUUCCAUAGAAAGACAAAUCACUCAGGGAUCAGGCAACUUAAUGCAUUAAGUAUAGCAAAAAAGUUACAGUGACAAUGUACCAGCUAUUCCUAGCGCGCACACACAUUCUCAAUCUGUGUCUUCAGUUUUUAUGAAAAUAGCAGCAGGUAACAAGUCUUGGCACAGAAUGAUGUAGAGUGCCCAUAUUGUAUGUACUGUUACACAUGUAAAUCAAUGUGUGAUUAUGUGUUCUUGUUAGUUGUUUGAAUCAGAAUAGCUACAUCUGUAAUAAUGAAAAGUAUAUUAUAAAUUCUUUUACUUUUAUAAUAAAACUACAUAUACUCCAGCAUUCUGGGAUAUUCUCUGGCUUUUCAAGACAUUUUCAAUAUUGAUCGGUUGCCAAUUGUUAACAAGUUAGGGAAUGUAUACAUGUCAUAACAAUUCUGGUGUUUGCUUUGUUAUUACUUGUAGAUUUUCAAUUUACAAAUGCUAAUUUUUGAUGUUCUCUUAUAAACAGGUGGGAUGAAUUAUUAACCAGAAUUCCUAAAUGGAAACUCAGUUCCUGCUUCAAACAAAAUACAGCAUGUUACCAUUCCAAAAAUUGAAUGGCCGAACAAUUUUUUCAGAAAAUUCAUUCAGCUUUUCUUAAGAUGGAUGGACAGGGAAAUUUUAAUAGGUACUCCAUAGGCAUGGGAAUGUUCCUAGAAAGACUACCUACCGAUGUACAUUUUCUGUUUCUGAAUAUGUUAUUACAUUGGACAGUGGACCAGUAAAA